Lottia gigantea (owl limpet) is the source of this 702-nucleotide messenger RNA. RefSeq lists its product as hypothetical. Bases 1 to 702 code for a protein of 233 amino acids. NCBI's taxonomy places the organism in Eukaryota, Metazoa, Mollusca, Gastropoda, Lottiidae. The transcript has 3 exons. The record is from RefSeq and is a predicted model, not a curated record.
AUGGACAGCGGAGACGACAUUUUUCUGACCCAGUCUGUAUUUACGCCGGAGGAAACGGUAAGAGACGACUUUCAGUACAGAUCUGGGGAGCCUUUAUGUGAAAAAGAUAUAGAAAAGAAAACAGAGGUGGCAGGAAGAAAGAAGACUACGGCCAUGAAAGAAAACUUACUAUUGCCCGCCUCAUGCUUAUACAUGCCAUUAUUAAGAAUGGAUAAAGAAUGUUUGAAUACUGCUCUGAAAUACUUUAUCUUUGAAGCACGAAAACAAAAUGGCUCUGAAUAUCCUGCAAACAGCAUUUAUGCACUCUACGCAGCAAUUCAGUCCUCACUGAGAGAGAAUAGAGUUGUCAUUAAUUUGUUUGAAGAUAAUGAAUUUCGGGAGGCCCGGAAAUGUUUGGAUGCUGCUAUGCGCAACCUCUCUAAGAAAGGAUUAGGAAUUUCCAAUAGAAAAAUGACAAAAAUCAUUUCCAGCGAUGAAGAAGAUUUACUGUGGAAGAAUGGGGCGGAAUUUCGACUUGCGAGGUGGAAGGGAACACCGAGACUAUUUUCAAAGCCACAAAUAACAGGUCCGCACGUGGAUGAGAAGGGUCGACGUUAUAUUUUGUAUAAUGAUGUAUCCAAGACAAAUCAUGGAGGCCUGAAGGACCACAAAGUACCAAAGGAAGUUCGUGCCUACGAAAAUAAUCAACCAUCUAGAUGCUAA